This is a messenger RNA of Lolium perenne, 987 nucleotides long. The record is from RefSeq and is a predicted model, not a curated record. NCBI's taxonomy places the organism in Eukaryota, Viridiplantae, Streptophyta, Magnoliopsida, Poales, Poaceae.
AUGUCGUCCUCCCUCCAGCUCUCCACCACCGUCGGAUCGAUGGCUUCAUCGUCAUCCGCCUCUGCUCCCGUAGGGAUCGCCCCCACGCCCGCAGUCCGGCUGGAGGUAGGGAACUUCAACCUCUGGAAGGGCAUCCUCCUUCCCAAUCUCGCAGGUGCCGGUCUUCAUCGCCACCUUGACGCAACCGUCACAGCGCCAGCGAAGACCAUCACCACAGGAGAUGGUGACAAGGCCACUACGGUGGCCAACCCCGAGUAUGAGCGCUGGUGGAUCCAGGACCAGCGCGUCAUCGGGCUUCUUCUCAGCUCCAUGGAGCCCGACAUCGCCAACCAACUCAUUGGUCGCGUGACCGCCGCCUCUGUCUGGAAGAGCGUCCAUGAUCUGUACGGCGCGCAGAGUCGCGCCAAUGUGCGCCACAUCCGUCGCCAGCUUGUGUCGACGCGCAAGGAAGACCUCUCCGCCGCCGCGUACAUGCAGAAGAUGAAGGCUUUGGCCGAUGCUAUGGCUGUUGCUGGUGUUCCCAUCACCGACGACGAGCUCAUUGACUACAUCGUCAUCAGGCUCGGUUCUACCUACAACGCCGUCACCGCACCGCUCACCCUCGGCAACAGCACCGAGGCGAUCUCCUAUGCGACGUUCUACUCGAACGUGCUCUCCUUCGAGUCCCUCCAAGCACAGCAGGCACACGCCGAAGGCUGGACCUCCUCGGUCAAUACGGCCAUGCGCCCUAACCCUGCCUUCCAAGGCGGUGGAUCUUCCACUCGUCCCUUCGGCAAUGAUGGCCAGCAGGGGCAGCCCCGCGGCGGCGGCAGCAGAAACGGCGGCUACGGCCGCAAUGAUAGUGGUGGCUACGGCCGCAAUGAUGGUGGCAACUUCGGUGGUCGCAAUGACGGCCGCACUGGUGGAGGCAAUGGUGGAGGCAAUGGUGGCGGCUGGAAUGACGGCCGCAACAACAACAACCGCAAUGGCGGUGGGAACGGUCAGUAG